This is a messenger RNA of Malania oleifera, 1326 nucleotides long. RefSeq lists its product as uncharacterized. The record is from RefSeq and is a predicted model, not a curated record. Lineage: Eukaryota; Viridiplantae; Streptophyta; Magnoliopsida; Santalales; Ximeniaceae. Gene Ontology annotation, molecular function: nucleic acid binding; zinc ion binding. Bases 1 to 1326 code for a protein of 441 amino acids. The transcript has 6 exons.
AUGUUUGUGGCACCGGAAAAGCUACAGGCGAUGGGCAAGAACAGAGGAAGCAAGCUCGACGACUUCUACAGACGAAGCAAAAGAAGCUCGCGAGGUUGCAUUUCUCAUUUGCUGAGCGGCGACUCAACCGUCGUAAGGAAUAACGGCCGGCUGUCGGAUUCCAUGAUGAAAUCCAGGGAUAUUAUUGCCAACGUAGGAGGUAGUAGCAGUGAGGGUGCUGGCCAUAAGGCUGGUAGUGACUCUACUAGUGUAUUGCGUGACUUUGCACAGCAACUUAUGGUUGAGGUGGUGCGAACGAAUAGGGGACAGGAUUGUCCUAUGACUGAUUUGAGUUGCUCCAUUGAGCAGUUCACCAGGUUGAAGCCCUCGGUUUUCGUGGGAAGUGUAGAUCCAGUUCGUGCUAAGAAUUGGAUCCAAGAGAUCGAGAAGAUCCUGGAUGUUUUAAACUACACAGAGAAGCAAAAGGUAACCUUUGCCAAAAGUUGGCAGGGGAGCCUGCAAGAUGCGAAGAAGGUCUGGAAGUUUCAUAGGGGUCCGAGGAAAGAAAUCUAUAGGCAGACAGCGAUCUUGCAGUUGCAAGACUUUGCUACGUUGGUUAAUAAAGCCACUGUGGCAGAGGAGUGUUUGCUAGAGGACGCGGAGUUCCAAGUCCCGAAGAAGAGGCCAGCGCCUCCUAGUUCUUCGCCUGGGGCAAGGCAGGGGGAUUGUAUGCAGUGUGGUAGGCAAGGGCAUCGGUCGAGAGACUGUCGUGUGCGGGGAAACAGUGGAACUUCGCAGCAACCAUACAAGGGAAAUACUCAAGCACAGCAUGGUGGUCAGCAAAGGGGUACAGCCCAAGUUAGGGUGUAUUCUCUGACUCCAGCUGAUGUAGAGAACGCUUGCGAUGUUGUCACAGAGGUGCAACUGUUAAACUAUGAACUGGUAGUGGCUACGCCGUCUGGGCCUGUAGUCGAAUGUAGCUAUGUUGUCCGUAAUUUUCUGGUUGAAAUUCAUGGGAGGAUACUACAAGUUGACCUUGUGGUGUAUGACAUGCUUGGCUUUGAUAUCAUCUUUGGGAUGGACUGGUUGUCGUCCAGUUAUGCUAGUAUUAACUGCCACAAGAGGGAGGGGUAUCUAGAGUUUUUGAAAGACACACCAGUAGAAGAACGGGAUCUGGAGAUGAUUGCAGUAGUGUGCGAGUUCCCUGACGUGUUUUUAGAGGACUUGUCAAGAUUACCUCCGGACCGUGAAGUGGAAUUUGCUAUAGAGUUAGCCCCAGGUACGGCUCCAAUAUUGAAAGCUCCGUAUCGUAUGGUUCCGGUUGAGCUAAGAGAGCUGAAAGAGUAG